Triplophysa dalaica is the source of this 3315-nucleotide messenger RNA. RefSeq lists its product as uncharacterized. Bases 499 to 2901 code for a protein of 800 amino acids. Gene Ontology annotation, molecular function: metalloendopeptidase activity. The transcript is spliced from 22 exons. Lineage: Eukaryota; Metazoa; Chordata; Actinopteri; Cypriniformes; Nemacheilidae. Gene Ontology annotation, cellular component: plasma membrane. The record is from RefSeq and is a predicted model, not a curated record. Gene Ontology annotation, biological process: proteolysis.
CGUUAUUCUAAAAAAUAAAAUAAAAUGACGAUUAAAUUGGAUUGACAUUUAAAUGCGUCUCAAUGGAUGACUGUCUUUUUGGAGAACACACGCGUCCUCUAUGGGAAUAAAGCAUAUAUUACAAUAUAUGUCACAUGUAUAUAAUGUAUCGAUAAAUGCCGUUCAAAAAAUAUGGGUAUAAAUAUGGUAUGAGGUAUCAAAAACAACAUAUAACAUACAAUAUUAACUACAAUUUACCCCAAUAUUAAAGCAGACAAAAUGUUUACAUUUACAGCUAAAGUGUAGUUAAAAUAAAGCAUGUAUGCCCAAAUAAGACAUUUCUAUAUAAUCAAAAAUAAAUGCUUGAUAUUCCAGAUAAGUGCAUGUGCGUAACCUGUAGGUAUGAUUGUUUCAGUGAAAAGAAUGUCGCUCCACCUGUCUGACUGCUCGUGCACGCCCCUGGCUCGAGCUGAGCUCACCUGAGCGUCUCACCUGAGCGCGAGGAGCUAGAGUAGCAGGAUGACACGGUACAUUCACUUGUUCAUUUUCCUCAUGACCAAAAUCGCGAUUUAUCACGCCAUAGAUCAGACGUCAUAUAUUAAGAACUAUAAGGUGGUCAAACCUUGGCUGGUUCAUGAGCGCUGGAGGAGAAAUGCAGACACAUCACAUACAUCUGAAAAGGAAAGACAUGCUGACAGUGUUACAUACUCGAUCAGCAUUAAUGGCAGCGAGCGAUUACUGCAUCUUUCAAAGAACACAGAUUUUUUGUCGGAAAACUUUGUCGUGUUGUCCCAGGAUGCACAGAAAGUGAAAAUGCACACCAAAAAACCUGUGCUCUGUCACUAUCAUGGGUAUGUGGAGGGUUAUGAAGACUCUCUUGUAGCUCUCAGCACCUGUGAAGGUCUCAGGGGUGUUAUUCUCAUUGGUAAUGAAAGCUAUGGAGUGGAACCCGUCCUGCAGUCCAAAGCCAACGAACAUCUCCUCUUUCUGCUGAAAGACAGUCAGCAAGAGCCUUUUGUAUGUGGACUGGCCAAUGAUACGCAUCAAACCGAAGACAACUCGCAUCAGCCUAGCAUGCCUAUGUUUUUAAGGGAGAAACGAAGCUUGCCUCAGACCAAAUAUGUGGAGUUGGUAUUGGUAGUUGACAACUUGAGGUUCAUCUAUAAGAAGCAAAAUUCAUCUGCAGUGGAGGGUGAAAUGGUCCUACUGGCUAACAUGUUAGAUUUGUAUUACAAACCGCUGAACAUCCGGAUAGCACUGAUUGGUUUGAAGAUCUUUGAGAAAGAAAACCCUUUUAGCGUGGAAGGCAAUGCUGGAGAGGUGUUGGGCAGGUUUGUGAAUUGGAGGAGGAAAGAACUUUUACCUCAACUCAGACAUGACGUGGCGCAGUUCGUUGUGGGUCGCUCAAGUUCGUACCCUGGAGGUGUGCUCGGCAUGGCCUUCGUAGGGACCGUGUGCUCUGCUCACACCAGCGGAGCAAUCAAUGUGUUCAGCAGCGAUUCUCUGCAGUACUUCUCUACUGUGGUGGCUCAUGAGCUGGGACAUAACCUGGGCAUGAACCAUGAUGUCCGUUCCUGUGCUACUUGUGAUGGGGGGAGUUGCAUCAUGGCACCUUCCGCCAGUGGAUCCACUAAAUUCAGUGACUGCAGUGACAGGAAUUUCGAGAGACUGAUAUUGAAUGGUGGUGGGGUGUGUUUGAAGAACCCGCCCUCUCCUGACAAGAUCAUGACACUGGCCAUUUGUGGGAACGGCAUUCUGGAAAAAGAGGAACAAUGUGACUGUGGCACCCCGGAGAGGUGCAAAGAUAAAUGUUGUGAUGCCGCUACAUGCACUUUAACAAAGAACUCUGCCUGUGCCACAGGACUUUGCUGUGAAAACUGCCAGAUUAAAGUGUCUGGAUCCCCCUGCAGACCGUCGGAGAACACCUGUGACCUUCCCGAGUUCUGUAAUGGGACGUCUGAGUUCUGUCCGGGAGAUUUCUACCUUAUGGACGGUCUGCCGUGUGCCAGUAAAACCGCAUACUGCUUUGAGGGCCGCUGUCAGACGCUGGACUAUCAGUGCAAACAGCUCUUUGGCUCAGAGGCGACUAAAGCCGAUGACAAGUGUUUCAGAUAUGUCAAUUCACUAGGGAAUGAUUUUGGGAACUGCGGAAAAUCUGGCAAUAGUCCGAUUCCUUGUGUCGGAGAGAACGUUAUGUGUGGGAAAAUUCAGUGCCUGUUUGACAGCAACAAGCCUCCGGCAGGAGCCACAGUCAGCACACAGCUAAUAGAAGAAGGCACAAUCAAAUGUGUGAACGCUGACUUUAACAUGGGUUCAGAUGUGCCAGAUCCAGCAUAUGUCAAAACUAGCACAGUCUGCGCUCCUGAAAAGGCGUGUUUGGAGUUUACCUGUAAAAAUUCUUCAUUUCUGGAUCAGAGUCAGAAGUGUGAUGCCCAGAAAAACUGUAACAGUAAAGGAGUGUGUAAUGAUCAAUUUAACUGCCAUUGUAAUGAUGGCUGGGCCCCACCCAACUGUGACAAAGGAGGUAGAGGUGGAAGCAUUAACAGCGGCCCUGCACAGAUCGAUUAUUCGCUCAGAGAUGGUCUUCUGAUCUUCUUUCUUUUGGUGGUCCCAAUUCUGGUGGUCUUAAUCAUUGUUUUGCUCUACGUGUUUAAACGGGACGCCCUUAACCGUUGUGUCAAGUGCCGCACCUCCAAAAGAAACAGGUCAUCUUAUGAAGCAAAUGCUCCAACGAAUGCCCAGGCAAAUGCACGAUCUAAUGGAAAUGCGACAAGAACAUCCACCCCACAGUCAAUGACGCAGCCAAACGCCCCAUCACAUCUAGUGAAUACCUCAGUAUCUCAACCGAGACAAGGACCAGGAGUGCCCAGACCAAUCCCACCCAGACCAAUCCCGCCCAGACCGACGCAAGUCCCACUGUGAAGGCAUGACAGGGAGGAAAUUCUCUUUGUCUGCCGUAUCUUUUUAAACCAACAUUCCUAAACAGAUGAAGGAUUAACGUUGUUUUUAACUAAUUAUGACUAAAGUAUUUGCUGCUUAAAUUUAUUUAAAAUGUUUACAAAGAUUUGUAUCCAUGUUUUUUCUAUUGUAAAGAUUGUUCUCUGAACACACAUUAAGAUUUUCAUCUGCAUUGUGUUAAACAGCACUUUAAAAAUGUAGAUAAUUUGUUUCACAACAUUCAAAAUGAGGUUGACUGGUUACUUUUAUGGACUGUGGUCUUUUGUGGUCGUUGUUUUAUUGGCCCUGUAUCACAAUUCCACAGUGUUAAAUUGUAAUUUUAUAUAAUAAUGAAUAAUAAAAGACAUUGUUUUAUUGAUUAAAAUAUAUUAUGCCAAC